UUUUAAUACGACUAGUUAUCGGGGGGAUAGUCUGGUAAGCGGACUGUGACGUUCGGCAUAAAUGCAUGCACAUAGUACCACUAGACAAGGGCCGGCUAGGUGUACGUACAUGUACAAUAUGGCGACGACUGUGGCUCAGAAAAAUGCUGAAAUAAAAACGGACCAGGUUGAAGACGACGUCGUUGGCAACGCAGAGACAGGUGCAGAUAAAAAGAAGAAAAGGAGGAAAAAGAAAAAGACAGGAGGAUCUGCUGCAGAGGCAGAAGGGGAUGGGCCAGUCACAAAUGGAGAGGUGGAGAAACUGACAGAUGACGUCAAGAAACAAACCUUGGAGGAUCGUAAUGUGGGAGCUGUGAUUGGUGAAGAGAAGGAGGAGGGAGGAGAAGGAGAGGGCGACACAGAGAACAGCAAAAAGAAGAAGAGGCGAAGAAAGAAGAAAGGCGGAGUUUUAUGCGUUGAAGGAGAAGGCCAAACGAUACCGUGUGCUGGCAAGAAACAGACGGACCCUCCAACAAUCCCAGUCUCUGAGCUGUUCCCAGACGGGGCAUUUCCCGAGGGCCAGAUAAUGGAACACCCUGUAGGGAAUGGACAGACCGCCGCUUGGCGUGUGACAAGUGAGGAAAAGAAGGCACUGAACAAGGCACACAACGACGUAUACAAUGAGCUCCGCCAGGCCGCAGAAGCUCACCGGCAAGUCAGGAAAUAUGUGCAGAGCUUCAUCAAGCCAGGCCUGACCAUGAUUGACAUAUGUGAAAGACUUGAGACUGCCUCCAGGAAGCUGAUUGACGAGAAUGGUCUGGCAGCAGGUUUAGCCUUCCCUACAGGCUGCUCUAUCAACCACUGUGCAGCUCACUACACUCCUAAUGCUGGUGAUCCCACUGUUCUGCAGUAUGACGACGUCUGCAAGAUUGACUUUGGCACCCAUAUAAAUGGGAGAAUAAUUGACUGUGCAUUCACAGUGGCGUUUAAUCCCAGAUAUGACCCACUUCUAGAAGCUGUUAAAGAUGCUACCAACACAGGCAUAAAGGAGGCGGGAAUUGAUGUCCGAUUAUGCGACAUUGGUGAGAGAAUACAGGAGGUCAUGGAAUCCUACGAGGUGGAGCUGAAUGGGAAGACCUACCAGGUCCGGCCAAUCCGCAACCUGAACGGUCACUCCAUCGGUCAGUACAGAAUACACGCAGGCAAAACGGUGCCCAUCGUCAAGGGCGGAGAAGCAACCAAGAUGGAGGAGAAUGAGUUCUAUGCAAUUGAGACAUUUGGCAGCACAGGCAAAGGAGUUGUGCAUGAUGACAUGGAAUGCUCUCAUUACAUGAAGAACUUCAAUGCUGGACAUGUACCCCUGAGAAUGGCCCGAGCCAAGCUCUUGUUGCACAAGAUCAACACCCACUUUGGCACGCUAGCCUUCUGCAGACGUUGGCUGGAUCGCAUCGGGGAGACAAAGUACCUCAUGGCCCUCAAAAACCUCUGCGACACAGGGAUUGUAGAUGCUUACCCACCCCUGUGUGACGUCAAGGGUUGCUACACUGCGCAGUUUGAGCACACAAUCCUGCUGCGGCCAACCUGUAAGGAGGUGGUAAGCCGGGGUACCGACUACUAGUCAUAGAAGACUGGUGCGUUGCGCUGACAGGUACCCAACCUCCAAGCAAAAUUGUUGUCGCUGUUGGGAACUGAGAAGGUAGUGUUCAUGGAUCCUAAUUGUUUGUGCACUGUAAUCAGUGUGCAUUCAGUGGAGUUUGGGCAGCUGUUUGUGAAUGCAUGUGACACUUGAAAGCACAAUAAUGAAAAUAAAGACAAAAGAAACAAUAAGUUGGCCAAUUGGUGCAUCUUGCGAGUGUUAAACCGUGUUCACGUUGGACUUUUUUCUGCACGUGAAAACUUACUGCAGCAUUCCUUCAUGUCAGUCUACUGUGCAUUCAUACUUUGACUUUUAUAAGCUCUACAGAUACGUGUAGUUUACUCACCAUGGGAGACUGGUAGAAUGUUACACUUUAACAUAUGACAUGGAUAUGACGGUGAGAUGACCAAAGCCUGGUUUCCGUGAAGACGCAGACACAAAUGGAAGAGAUGGUGCAUGACAUCAUUUGGCCCAAAAACUGAAACAAAAUGGCAUCCGAAACUCCGUGAUUUUUUGCGGAAAAUGUGCUUUUUAGAUUGACUGUACUGCCUUAUGAUGCCAAACUUCUAUUCCAGUUUCAUGUAUUUCAUUGACAGUCAACUAUUUAGUUGAUCACUGGGGCGUAAUUUUUAAGCAUUAAGGAGAAAAUGGACAAAAUUCGUGGACCUAAGCAAGAGGGACAUUGUUGCACGCCGGCUAUGCCAGUAUGCAUGUUUGUAUGGGGACGGCUAUUUGACACAGACAGUCGGCAAAGUCGAACCUGGCUCAACUUUGCCGAUCGUUUGCGGGCUGGUUUGGGUUUGUCUGUGUUGUUGGCCACAUCUCCGUUUGACAUGUUUCCAUAUGUCUGCGUAGCAGUUUGCGUCUUGAUUGUGUUGCUCUUUACGUUUCUUACGUCAUUGUGGAAACCAGGCUUUAUAACAAUGAGCAUUUGCAAUUCUCGGGCCACCAGAGGGCCUGAAGAAAAAAAGAAACUCAUAACAAACUCCCCACCAAAACAUGAAAAAGAAAAUAGAAAAAUGCCACUGUCCAACUUGAAAAUAAUGUAAGAUUCCUUUGUCAUUAAAAUCAUUUGUUUUCCAACCCAUGAAUGUCUCUUUGGAAGUCGAUUUAAUGCCCUCUAAAUCCCCAAAGUUGAGAAACCUUAAUUUCUCAUUAAUCACAUAUUACCCGGGCCCCUACCUAUGCCCACUGCUGUUCACACAAAAAUUUGCUGGUUUCUUUCACUUUUUGUAUGUAGAAAUAAGCAUCUUUGAAGUCAGUCACCAAGUAAAAUGUUAAUUACUUACAUGCGCAUUCUCUCUUGACAUUGACCACUACGGUGCAGGUUACAUCGCUCUGACAGUGAUUGGUGACGAGUCCCCGUUGUUGCGUUUUAUUAAUUCUCUUCUUUUUUUUUCAGUUGCCAUACAAGUUUUAUUAUAAUAAUUUUUUAUUCACUAUACAUUUCACUGUCAUGAAGAACAUAUUGAAUGGUUUUGAAGCAAAUUCAUUACCUAUCAACUGUAUUACGAUCAUGGUACGGUCGACAAACGACACAUGUGAGAUGGAACAUACUUUACGCAUAAGAUGAGGUUCCGGAUAAUACGAGAUAAUUAAGUAAGUCCCGAGACACUCAUAGUAACAAGAGUUGAACAUAAAUUGGCAUGUUGCCAUGCUAUACCCAAGGAGACAAGGAACUGUACAACCAUUUUCGUGUACCUCCAGGAAGCUGUACAGUAGAUCUACAGCAUGGAACUGUUCCCAUCAGACUUUUCAAUAGAUUCCCUGAUAACUUACCAUGGCUGCAUAGAAAUCUUCCAUGACAAUUUUGGCCAAGUAGUUUUACAUCAUGGCUGUGAUAAAGUUGACAGGGAGGUCACUUUAUCAUGUGUCCGCCCAUUGCAUUCAGUUUAUAAUUCUACAGGAAAGGUGCAUUAAGUUAACCAAAAAAGUUCUUUGUGAACACGUGUUUAGAGUUCAUAGAUUUUCUUCAUUCUGUUGAAAGUACCUGUAUUUAAACAAGAGAGCUUGAAAAGAAAAAAAACCACAUUUUUAUAAGUGUGAACAUUUGGUCUGAUCAGGGCACUCAGAAUAUCUGUUUGGACUUGAGAAGGUAUUUUUGACAUGCAUAGAUAAGUGCAUACUUAGAUAAGUUAUUAGUUCUUAGUAUUGAGGUGAACUAAACCCUGAAUGGUUUUUAGGACAUUUGUUAGUAAUUUCAGCCCUUUUGUAAUUUUUUUUUUUUUUUAGAUGUCUAGGAAAAUCGGACUCUGUUCCCUUUUCACAAGGGUAUUUCAUUUUUGUUCACUCGAACCUAGAGACUUUCAUAUUGAAAGUUCCCCUGAGUAGUUAAUGCUACUUCCGUGUUGCCAAAGGCCCUGACAGUUAACGCAUAUGCCCUCACUUUUGGGUACAGUUUCACGGUCACUAGAAAGCACAAAAUAUCCUGCAUAAGUUGGCCAAUGUCGGAGUCAGCAUUCAUGUAAAGUAUUGCUACAGUAGUCUUUAAGAAUGUGAAAGCAUUAGGACAUCUAGAUCACAUGAUUCUCUUAAACCCUGUACUCUUGAAGAAUUUUGCGAGGAAGAAGCUUAUCUGUUUCCAAACUCUUCCACUAUGUAGGAAACUUAAAACUCAAAAGGGGUACAUGUACAUGUAAAGUAAAAGUGAGUACACCAUACCUUCCUCGACCCUACGGAAUUCUCCCAAACUCUGACGUGGAUUUUGUUUGGUUUGAAUGUGUGAAAAAGAGUAUCCAUCACAGGGUCAUGCCCUCCUCAAAAGAAUAGCCAAAAAGAAAAAAACAAAAAAUAUUGAGAAAGAGGAAGCAAAGGUCUGUUUCAUUUCCCAUCCUUCCAAAAGCGUGAGAAAUCCCUCAAAUGUAACCUCACCCCCCACAGCAAGAAUUUUCCAGAAUUUGUUUUUUGCCACCCCAAAAGAAUUAAAAAAAAAAAUUGGCCCCCCUUCAGUAGUUCUAGAUUUGCCCUUGAAAGUGUAAUGGUGAACUCCAAAAACCUCCUCUGCUUUUUCCUUUUGGGUUACACAUAAACUGUUCUGCUUCUUGUACAUGUAAUUGAUUUGAGUUUGGUUAAUAUCAGCCUCGGACAGGUUGCAUACUGAGGACUGAAUUGUCCUCUCACACAGUUCUGUUUGGUUUGCUGGUAUUCUAUAAACAUGUUUGGUCAAAUUACUACAUGAAAGUUUCCAAGUGGUUUCGUUGUAUGUGGAGCAUCGUUGAACUAUGGUGUGAUAGAACGUAAUUAUUUGUUUUUGUCAGUGUUAUAAUAACUUUAACUCAAAUAACAUAAAUUCAGGCAACGUGCGCCUCGGUACCCAAGAUGUUAUUAAAUUUCAAACCUUUUAGUGCCAUUCUAAGGAUAUUGUUCAUCUUUGUAGGUUUCUGUGUUUUUUCUGCAGCAGUAUACCUUAAUGUAGAAUCCCACUUGUACAAAACACAGAAGGGUUAGUAUGGGUGCUGUUUCAAGAAAUACGAAUAAUGACACCAGGUUAAAGUUGACUGUUUCUGAUUUGGGCACAGUGGCGUGAAUUUAUGCUAGAAAUUGGGGACGGGAUGAUGGGAGGACUUGCCCAGUAAUGGAAAUUUGAAAAGUGUGUAUGGGGGGGGGGUAUGACACCAUAAUGGGGCGAUGUUCGUAAUACAAAUGUACAUCUGUAAUAAGUAUUACAGCCAUGCAGAAUCUUGCAUCAGAAUGACUUAUUUAUGGCCCUUUUAUUAUGUAUUUUAGUAGUUGGAAAGUCUGAAAAAUGCCUUCCUCUUUAAUUUUUUUUCUCUCCACAAAAAGUUGGGGAUGAUUCAGUAGCCCAUCCCCCAUUUCAGAAAGUGAGGGGAUUAUAUAUACUCCGCAUGACCCCGUUUAGCCCGUGAUUCCGGUAAUCCAGAUUCAACGAGGACAGCACAUCAAGGAUUCAAUCGACACAGCAAAACACCUUUCGGGAUUUAGGCCCAUAUUUGCUCAUAAGAAACCUUUCGUAAUGAAAGUUAUAGAAUGAAAAUAUAAAUGUACCCAAUCAGCAGUUAUGUAUUGCAUCUGGUUGUAUGACGUCAGUUUGAGAUUUUGAAUGUGUUCCUGCCAAUAGAUCUCAAUGACCAAACAAAUUUGUAUCACAGACACAAUGCCUCAGUGUAACGGGAACUGUUUAUCCUUACUCUUCAUAGGAUAUCCAUUACUCUGGGUUUUUUGAGCUGCUCCCAGUAAUUAAACAAGCAUGAUUGAACGAA
Messenger RNA from Acanthaster planci (crown-of-thorns starfish), 5835 nucleotides. It is a transcript of the gene metap2, whose product is annotated as methionyl aminopeptidase 2. Gene Ontology annotation, molecular function: metalloaminopeptidase activity. The record is from RefSeq and is a predicted model, not a curated record. NCBI's taxonomy places the organism in Eukaryota, Metazoa, Echinodermata, Asteroidea, Valvatida, Acanthasteridae. Gene Ontology annotation, cellular component: cytoplasm. Gene Ontology annotation, biological process: proteolysis.